Cylindrotheca closterium is the source of this 2034-nucleotide messenger RNA. NCBI's taxonomy places the organism in Eukaryota, Bacillariophyta, Bacillariophyceae, Bacillariales, Bacillariaceae. The record is from the annotation of a GenBank genome assembly.
AUGACAAUAAUAUACCGUCGACUAAUGCUACUGCUGUUAGCAACAGCAACAAUAACAAGAGUACAAGCCCAAGUAGCGCUCUGCCGAAACACGGAUUGGAUCGACGAAGAUGGCUGUGGGUGCGACGAAUACGAUUUCAAUCAAGAAUGGUGCGAUCUGUAUGGCGAGUUUGUCUUUGAGGGGGAAUCGGCCAAUACCGCCUGCUGUGCGUGUGGAGGGGGUCGCAUCGUGGCCGUAGACACGGUCCAAACCGAUCCUCCCAUCAUCUUGGGACAAAAGAAUUGCAUUCUGAGUCCGCCCAUUGAAAUCGCGCCCGGUUUGACGGUCGAGAAUUGGAUUGACAACGACAGUUUGCUGUUUCGAAUGCGAAUUGUCUACGAGGGUGAAGCAUGGAUUGGGAUUAGUUUUGAGAACGAUGGACGGCCUGGAAAACCUCCUUAUGCUGUUAUUGGGAAAUUGGACGAUGAAGCCACUGGAAGGACGAGUGUCAAGAAGUACUUGCUCAACAAUGCCAAUCCGGAUGCUUCGGGAGUGGUGGAAAUGCCACGAGGCUCGCAAACUUUGGAGGAUGCCGAGUUUUUGCAGACGACUUCUGGAAAGACGGUCAUGACCUUUACCAAGCCGACCAAUGAUGUCUUUGACAGUCCUCCACAGGUGGUCACGGAUCGAAGUACCUGGAUCUUUGCCGUCGGCAAUGCCAACAAUGCCUGGACUGGUGCCCAUACCAUUACGGGGAAAUUCAACAUUGCCCUGACGCCCUGUUUUACGAAUCCUUGGGAAAUUACCAAUCCUUCCGUCAAUGGAGGCUUGGUCGAUACCAAUGCGCGACGGAGCUUUUUGGGAGACAAGCCCAACCGGGGAAUCUGGAUCGUCCACGGGAUUGCUCUAGUCAUUGCCUGGGGGAUCAUUGCACCGCUGGGACUCGCUACCACGUUCCUAAAACGCAAGGGCCCCAAAUGGGCAAAGGUGAAUCAAUUUUGCAACACCAGUACCCUGCUCACGACCUGUGCUGGCAUUUUGUUGGGUGUCGUGGCCACUUAUCUAGACGACCGGGCCACGCAUUUGCAGACAUCCCAUGCCUAUUAUGGAGUGGGCGUCUUUGGUGGAUUUUUAAUGUAUUGCCUGUUGGCACUCUACUUUGGGGCCUUGGCGACCCAACACGAAAAGGAGGCGGCCGUACGGCGGGGGCGCAAACGGGCCUCCCGGGAUGCGACGGUACCACGAGCCCGCAACCAAAGGCAAGGGGGCGGCGACGGCGACGGCGGCGACGCAGAUGUCAUUUUGGGCAUGGGCAAUGACAUGGAGGUGCUGCCGGGGGGUUCUCCGCACAAUCCACGCAAUCCGUAUGGAUUUUCCAAUUGGAAUGACAAUGAUUUGGACGACGACGACGACGACGAGCCACCCAAAAAGGCCAGUGGCUUGGAAUGGUUCAGUCGCUUCUUGUUUUUGGUAUGCAUUGGAGUUGCCUACUACACUUGUCAAACGGGAUUGGAUUGGCAAUUCUUACAUUUUGAUUUGGAUUGGGAGCAAUAUUAUUGGGGUUUGGGUGCCGUGGGGGCUGUCAUUUUGGUGUUAUUAUUGCCAUUGAAUGCGUGUCUCCAGGACAAUGGCAGUAGUGGCGGUGGUGGUGGUAGUCGUGUCGGCGUAAUAGAGCAGUAUCAGAAGCAAUCCUCGUCAUCAGCCUAUUAUGGUAGUCCCAAAAGCGUGGCGCUGGGUGCCCAAGAUUCCAUGCAGGGAUCCGUGAUGGAACAACAGAUGCCCAACGAUUACAACCCAUACGAGGCACCCUUUUUCCCAAAGGCAGUGGAGGAAGAUACCUUUUAUCCACCGUUUGAUCACAAUCGGUCAGACGCCGAUGAUUCCAUCUUGGCGGAGCCCCGAAAGACCGUCAAUCAUUAUGGCAACAAUACGAAUCCUAUGAUAGAUGUGAAUAAUAGCACCAAUGCUAAUGGUCAGCUCCAAUACUUGGAGGACGAGGACGCACAACGAAGUCCUAUGCACAAGUCAUGGGACCUUGAUUGUUGUCAACUGUAA